Entrophospora sp. SA101 is the source of this 393-nucleotide messenger RNA. Lineage: Eukaryota; Fungi; Glomeromycota; Glomeromycetes; Entrophosporales; Entrophosporaceae. The record is from the annotation of a GenBank genome assembly.
AUGGAUAGUUGUUAUAGAAAAUUCCUGAGUCUUAACCUAAAACCUGAGCCAAGAAUCUACAAAUCAUUGAUAAGAUGGAGUUGUGUAAAUCAUAAUAUAGAACAAGCUAAAAAAUAUCUUGAGGAAAUGAUAUCACCACCAAUUAAUUUGAAACCAGAUCUAGAGAUAUUUAAUUAUAUGAUUGCAAGUGAGUGUAGAAAAUGUAAAACACAUUCUGCAUCUGAUAUAGCAAAAGAUAUGAAAAGAAAAUAUAAUAUGAUGCCAUCUGAAAUGAUUUUAAUUGCAAUUUUCAAAACUAUGAUUAGGAAAAAAAGGUUUAUAGAUGCAAGAUUUUUUGCAAAAGAAUGGGAUUUUCCAAAUCAUAUAAUCAAAAUAUUAGAAGCAAAACAAUAA